GUCCACAUUGAUCAACAAAGCAUCAUAUCAUAAUUAGUAGGAUUUAAUUAGUUAUUUGCCCUCGAAUUACCAAUUUAUUAGUAAAUGUGAAAUGAAGGUGUGACAGGUAUGUCUACAGACAGUUUAUUAGUUCGUAGAGAAGCUAGAAGACGGAAGAUAUUGGAAAACUCGGAAAACAGAUUAAAACGCAUCACAGGAAAAGAUGACACAGAAAAGACAGAAACUACUACUCAUCUUGAAGAAAAUGGAUUCGUUAGUUUUUCUGGUAACUUCAUAUCAAACGGAUCUGUUAAACAGCAACAAGAAACUGUUCCGUGUAGCAUUCCACCGAGAGCUUGGGUAGAAGAAUCUUACAAUGAGUCGUCAAUAUCAGAACAAUUUGAAUUCCUCUCCAGUACAAGUGGAUUGAUAGAGAAUGACAAACACUCUGCAAGCUAUUUGCCUAGCAACCUUGUAUACAUAUCCAUGGCUAUUUUGUUUCGUUUAUCCAUUGAACUUGACAGUCAUUUUAUAUGUGCCAACAAUCUGGUGAUUGCAUUUCUCCUGACAAAGCUUGCAGUCUGUAGUUUCUUCGGCCUGCCAAUCCCGGAAACGUCAAGGUUUCUCGGAAGUCUUCUCCUUUUAAGUGGCAUAUCAUCUCAGAAAAUCAAAAUAUUCACUUUAUUAAUAAGUGUCGUCUAUACAGGACUUCAUGAAUUUGCAUUAUGCAUUUUUGUAUUUGUUUUCUGUGAUCUACUCGUUAACUUCUACAAAACUAUUUUUUAUGAAUAAAGCUUAUAUUUUGUCUAAAA
Macrosteles quadrilineatus (aster leafhopper) is the source of this 791-nucleotide messenger RNA. RefSeq lists its product as uncharacterized. The coding region runs from base 109 to 771 and encodes 220 amino acids. The record is from RefSeq and is a predicted model, not a curated record. NCBI's taxonomy places the organism in Eukaryota, Metazoa, Arthropoda, Insecta, Hemiptera, Cicadellidae. The transcript is spliced from 3 exons.